AUGAGAAAGUAUCCAUCAGUAGGGAGCUUAACACGUCGCACCGCUCAUGAUUAUGAAGUGCCUGGAACUAAGUUUGUCCUGAAGAGAAAUCUAAAUGUUGUUAUACCCACCUACGCAAUCCAGAAUGAUCCGGAAAUAUUUCCAGAUCCAGACAAAUUCGAUCCAGAACGAUUUUCAGUGGAGAAUUCCAAAAAUCGUCACAGUGCUGCAUUUUUGGCAUUUGGAGAUGGUCCUAGGAAUUGCGUAGGCCUUCGUUUUGGUAUGAUGCAGGUUCGGGUUGGCUUGGCGACUGUUCUGAGGAGUUUUCGCAUUGAAACUUGCUCACGGACACCCGAUCCAGUCAUUCUUCGCAAGGAUAGUUUUACGUUAUCCCCUCAAGGAGGUAUGUGGUUGACUUUCAAGAGUGUUUCCAAAUGAAUAAACACAUGAUGAGGAAAAGUUUUUCUAGAAAGGAACUUCCGUGAGAAAAUUACUCACAUACCUCGCUCAAAGUUUAAUAAUUUAGUUUUGUGGUGAUGAAUGAAUUUGAAAAUAAAAUGAAAUGUCUUGCAUUUCUUCCUCUUCAUUCAUUGCAUAAAUCGGACAUUAACAUUAUGCUCUUUCAUCCGCUUUGCUGUACUAAUUGUUUUGCCUGGAAAAGUCUUUUAGAAAUGAUAAUACAAUUAAACAGGAAAAUCAAUAUCCAUUGUUGAGUAAUUCACAGUAAAUUGCGAGAGGUGAGUAAUUUGCAUAUUGCUUAUGCAAUAUAAUAAUUUGACUAUCCAUUAACAAUUUUCACUUCCCUUUCGGGUUAGGAUAAAUUUGAUACAUUAAUCUGCACCUUAUGCAAGUUGUUAUAUUUUUAAUAGACAGAAUUCACCUGAUGUCCGAAUUUAAAUAAUUAGUGCAAUUUUCACUAAAGUUCUUUACAGCUGUUUUAUUUGACUACAGUUUCAUAUAAGAAAAAUUAUAAACUUGUAUAAGUAAAAAACAAUUAAAAAAUAUGCCUUUUUAUUUUAAUAUUUAAUAAAAUAGUACUAAUAAUAAUGUUAGCAGUAAAAUA
Messenger RNA from Phlebotomus papatasi, 1042 nucleotides. RefSeq names its product probable cytochrome P450 6a14. Bases 1 to 417 code for a protein of 138 amino acids. Gene Ontology annotation, molecular function: oxidoreductase activity, acting on paired donors, with incorporation or reduction of molecular oxygen; monooxygenase activity; iron ion binding. The transcript has a single exon. The record is from RefSeq and is a predicted model, not a curated record. NCBI's taxonomy places the organism in Eukaryota, Metazoa, Arthropoda, Insecta, Diptera, Psychodidae.